Fusarium falciforme is the source of this 1659-nucleotide messenger RNA. RefSeq lists its product as hypothetical. Lineage: Eukaryota; Fungi; Ascomycota; Sordariomycetes; Hypocreales; Nectriaceae. Bases 1 to 1659 code for a protein of 552 amino acids. The transcript is spliced from 3 exons. The record is from RefSeq and is a predicted model, not a curated record.
AUGAUUUUGCGGUAUCCAGGUCGCCUGGUGCGACGCCUUAACGGGCAGGUCAGCUUUGGUCACUUGGCACCUUGGACUGGCUCGCGGGUCCGUCAUUGGGGGCCAAGCAGUGCUACAAGCAGGCUGCGCUUUUCAACACAGAGCGGCAAAAGAAGAGAAGAAAUCCCCGACGAUGCACAGGGCCAACAAGGCCCCAACUUCUCUGCAGAGCCCACCCUGCUGGCUAAGAUGGGAGAGUCGGCUGCCACGACUUUUGCAUCCAUACUGGUGCUGGGCCUUGGCUUUGCGGCUGCUGGUUACAUCUAUCACAAGACCUACAAGAUGCUUGUCCUCUCCAAGAUGACUCGUGCUUUUGAGCCCGGUGAUCCCGUCCUCGAACUGGCCGCCAUUGGCAAGGAUGUCCCCCAUCAGGGUGGUUCCAGUGAGCACUGGAUACCCCGUCCAGAGCAGGAGCGUAUUGACGAUAUUGUCAUGGGACGCAAUGUUGGACACUACCAUCUUUUGAUUGGUGAUAAGGGCUCUGGCAAAAGCAGCAUGUUGAUUGACGCAAUGCGCAAAAAUGAUGGCGACGGUGUGGCCAUGUUUGAAGCACAUGCCGACCUCGAAAUUUUCAGGAUUCGUCUCGGUAAGGCUCUCGACUAUGAGUUCCAUGAGGACUAUAUCGGAGGCUACUUCAGCGAGAGGGGUCCACGUGAAUCCACGGCCUUACUUGACAUUGAACGCGCCCUCAACAAGUUGGAAAAGGUUGCCAUGCAGAAGCGACGAGAAAGGGGCAAGCCACUGGUCGUCAUUGUUAACCAGAUGCAUCUCCUUCGCAACGAUGAAGAUGGGCGAGACCUUAUUGAACUCUUGCAACAGCGGGCUGAGCAAUGGGCUGCCGCUAACUUGGUCACGAUGGUCUUCAAUUCUGACGACUACUGGAUCUACGAGCGUCUGAAGCAGCUGGCCACCAGGAUGGAGGUCCUCCCUGUCACUGACCUGCCCAAGCAGCAAGCUAUCUCGGCCCUCCAGAGGUAUCGUCAAAGAUAUUUCAGGGAGAAUCUUGAUAGUGCGAUACUUGAGGAGAUUUAUGACAAAGUUGGUGGUCGUCUGAGCUUCUUGAACCGGGUGGCCAAGAGCAGAGAUAUGCUUGGAACCUGCGAGAAGAUCAAGGACAUUGAGAAGAGAUGGUUCCUUAACCAAUGCUGGAUCCUCGGCCCUGAGAUGGAUGACGAUGUUAUGGAUCAGCAGAAGUGGGCGGCCGCUGCCAUGUGUCUGGCCAAAGCUCUGGUCGACAAGGAAGAGGAGAUGUCACAAACUUACGACCCCGAUGUCGGCCACAUCCUUCCUACGUAUCCCUUCCAUAUUGCUCAGCAGAUCAUGACGAGAUGCGACUUUAUUCGGGAGCUCGACAGCCUGAACCUGUUCAGCAUCACCAGCCAAGCGGAUGUUCGAGCGAGCAGCGUUCCGAUGCACCGAGCUUUCAAAGAGAUCUGCGCCGAGCCCAACUUUGAGAAGCAUCUGGAGGGUACGAUCCAGAGAAUUGCCGACAUUGAGAGUUUGGGCCGAACUCGCGAGCUGGUGGCCAAGGACUUGGUCCUGGGCGGUCAGUACGAGAUCGAGCAGAACCGAAAGGGCAUUACGGUGAAGCUCAAGGAGGCGGAGAAGGAAGACGAUUAA